AUGGCUUCAAGCAGCUCUGCGACUUCUUACAAGCAUCUUUGGCGCAUGCUGUUGCUCGUGGGACUUGCCACGAUUGCCAGUGUGCACGCAGUAGCGGUGAAGCACCUGACGUCGGAUUACAUUAUCGUCGGAGGCGGGAUUUCUGGACUGGUAGUCGCCUCGCGACUUUCAGAGGAUCCAAGCAUCACUGUGACGGUGAUUGAAGCUGGCGAUGAUCCCAGGGGCUCUACCAACGUCAGCGUCCCUGGUUUCGUGACCAGACUGAGCGGAGGCCAAUACGAUUGGAACCUUACCACCACUCCCCAGCAACAUGCGAAGCAGCGCAGCAUCGUAUACCAGCAAGGUUUUGGCCUGGGUGGUGGAAGCAGUGUCAACUUCAUGGCCUACUCGCGUGGUGCUCCAUCCGUCUUCGAUCAGUGGGCUUCUCAGCUCAAUGACACGGCUUGGUCCUGGUCGAACAUGGUCAGAUACUUUGAUAAGUCGGUGCACUUCAACCCGCUAGACACCGACGUUGCUGUUUCUCCAUAUGAUGCAAGCGUUUACGUCAACACGACGGGGCCCGUACAAGUCUCGUAUCCGCACAAUCAAGAGAGAUUUGCAAGCUACUUUGUCGCCGCUUUCCAGAAUAGCACAAACGGUGGACCUUCAUUUCCGCUGAUCGAUUUCAAUGCAGGAAGCUCAAUCGGUGUCGCCUAUCAUACAAUGACGAUUGAUCCUAGCAACAGCACCAGAUCUUCGGCUGCAACAGCCCACAUGCCCUUCCUCGAGAGCCGCAAGAAUGUCCGUAUCCUUACACGAACACGGGCCGACAAGAUUCGCAUUCGCUCCAAAAUGCGAAUCGCCGACGGUGUCUGGGUAACCGACCUUGUUUCCAAGAACAAGGUCUUGUUGAAAGCUCGGCGAGAAGUAAUCUUGGCAGCCGGGGCGGUACAGACACCGAAAUUGCUCAUGCUAUCUGGUAUUGGACCAGCUCGGCACCUGGCAAAGCACGGAAUCAAAACUAUCUUGAACUCGCCCGCCGUAGGAUCGCAUGCAAUUGAUCACGUCUUUCCCGUAUUUACCUACCGGGUUAGAGAUAACAUCACCACCACUGCUCAGUGGCUGAACGAAACCUACCUUGAAGAGCUGCAGAAUGACUACAGGCGCAACAAAGGCGAGCUCACUUCGGAUCUGGGCGGCUCACAAGCUGCCGAGCGAGUGCCCGACCACUUGCUCGAAGCCUGGAAUGCUACGUACCACCAGCAAUUGCCGAAAGACCAAAACCACUUGCAGUACCUGUUUAACACUGCGCUAUUUGCUAACCCAUCCAAUACCGAAAAUCUUGUGACUGUGAUCCCUGUGUUAACCACGCCCGAGUCACGAGGAAGCGUUCGACUCAAUUCAAGCUGUCCCGAAGAGCUUCCUCUGGUGAACCCAAACUAUCUGUCGUCCACUGCGGAUCUCAACAUCUUGCGAUGGGGCUUCAAGAGGCUGCGUGCAGCCAUGCUUUCCGACUCACUAGCCAGCAUUCUCGUGGAUGAAAAUUCGCCUGGUCUCGACAUCCAGACCGACGACCAAAUUGAUGAGGCCAUUUAUCAAUCCUUGGCUACCAUCCACCACAUUUGCGGUACUGCACGCAUGGCAAGCACACGCGAGCAGGGCGUGGUCGACACAAACCUCAACGUGUUCAACGUUGAUGGACUGCGCAUUGUCGAUGCUAGCGUGUUCCCCGAAAUCCCCACCACGCAGAUUCAGUCCGCUGUCUAUGCGGUUGCUGAACGCGCUGCGCAUCUCAUUCGCUCUUCUCAUUAUCAUCAUUGA
This is a messenger RNA of Mycosarcoma maydis (corn smut), 1800 nucleotides long. RefSeq lists its product as uncharacterized. Gene Ontology annotation, molecular function: oxidoreductase activity, acting on CH-OH group of donors; flavin adenine dinucleotide binding. The coding region runs from base 1 to 1800 and encodes 599 amino acids. The record is from RefSeq and is a predicted model, not a curated record. The transcript is spliced from 3 exons. NCBI's taxonomy places the organism in Eukaryota, Fungi, Basidiomycota, Ustilaginomycetes, Ustilaginales.